Triticum urartu is the source of this 841-nucleotide messenger RNA. Its product is annotated as calmodulin-like protein 5. Gene Ontology annotation, cellular component: myosin II complex. Gene Ontology annotation, molecular function: calcium ion binding. NCBI's taxonomy places the organism in Eukaryota, Viridiplantae, Streptophyta, Magnoliopsida, Poales, Poaceae. The record is from RefSeq and is a predicted model, not a curated record.
CCUUCAUUUCAUUCCUCUAGCUACCCACAUCGAUCACUCCAUCCUCAUCUCUGUGCUGCUGCUGCUGCUGCUGCUGCUGCAACAACAACACCAACAACAAUGGCUGCCGGUGCAGCGCCGAUCAGCUCGGAGCAGAUGAGCGAGUUCCGGGAGGCCUUCGCCUUCUUCGACAAGGACGGCGACGGCUGCAUCACGGCGGAGGAGCUGUCCACGGUCAUCCUCUCCCUGGGCCAGACCCCGACGCCCGAGGAGCUGCGGGACAUGGUGCGCGACGUGGACGCCGACGGCAACGGCACCAUCGAGUUCGCCGAGUUCCUGGCGCUCAUGUCCCGCAAGGCCGACGCCGACGCGGACGCCAGCGACCCCGAGGAGGAGCUCCGGGAGGCCUUCCGGGUGUUCGACAAGGACCACGACGGCCACAUCUCCAAGGCCGAGCUGGGCCAUGUCAUGAUCAGCCUUGGCGAGAAGCUCACCGACGAGGAGGUGGAGGAGAUGAUCCAGGAGGCCGACCUCGACGGCGACGGCCUCGUCAACUUCGACGAGUUCGUCAGGAUGAUGAUGCUCUCCGACUCCGACCAGCAGCAGCACUGAGAUACACUGUCCGUCCAUUUCUCCAAUGGACAACUGACGGCCGGCCUGGUCGCCGUGAUUAAUUCAGGUUCAGCAGCGACGAGUCAAUCCAGCUAUAUGUCUCAGCCAGCUGCUCCAUAUCUCCAGUUGAUGCCGGCCGGAAUUCUGCCGGAGCUUUCAUUUACUCAUUAACUGAGCUGCAUGUAUAGAUGUAUGGAUUGGUUACUGAUAUUCUUGACCUGAAUAAUGUGAUUGAUCGUUAAAAAGGUCU